AUGCGUCGUGAUAAACUUCAAUUUCUGACCAAUCGUCAUUGGCGUAAAGUGGGUUCGCAACUGUAUGUUGAUUGUUUACGUAUUCCUGAACAUGUCGUAACCAAUCCAAAUAAUCCUAUUAAAAAGGCAGAAAACAUGUUCAAGUCCACCAGGUAUGAAGAUAACCUCAUGAAAGAAAUCGAAAUCGGAGUGACUACAGAAGAAGCUUAUUUAAUUGAACAACAAAAUGCUGAAAGGUUAAAAACUUUCCAUCCUCUUUUUGGAGAUCCGCGUUGCCAUCAGGAUUCUGAGCCAUCACUAAUCUUUUCUAAAACACGACGUUUUGAAAAGGGUGUGGAUCAAGCCAGUCUUUUGACAAAUACGGUUGUUACUUUCGAUGCUCCACCUACUCUGGACAAAAUUUUUCAGAAGAUAAGUCAGUUGAAUGAACAUGUGAAUUCUGACAACUCAGUUGCGGACUGGAGAUCUUCACUAUGCUUGGCUGUCGAACGAUCUAUUCUACAUGCGCAUAUUUGGCAAACCGACGAAGUAAAAUUACCUCGAAGAUUUUCUCCUGAUUUCCCUACUUGGAAACAUAAACCUGAGUAUGGAAUUCACCCAGAACAGAGUACUCGUUACUUAUUUCAGGAUUUAUUUCGUAUUUUGGAAUUCCAGGCGCCUUAUUAUAUGAAGUAUGCAGAACUAACUCCUAUUCACAACCAACUUUCCAAUAGUUUGCCUUUCCGAUGGACAACUCGAGAUCGUUUACUGGAGACAUACUAUUACUGGGGCUCAAAGAAACGUCGUAUCAACUUUUCGGAACAACAUGAUUUGGCAGUUUUCGGUCAGACACCUGCUCCUUUGUUCCUGUCUGAUAAUGAUACUAUUCACAAGUUAAGUGAAGCCUCUGUUAUGCCUACUGCAAACCUGGGUCCUAUGUCACCUUUGAUCGAUCUCACCAGCACUUUGUAUUACAGGGAAGAUAGUACUAAUGGAUGGCUUGGCAAUCAAAGUCGUCGAUAUUCGUUUCCGCAUAUAUUCACAGUUAACUUCAGUUUACCUAAUGCUUGGUCAGACUAUUUGGAACCAGAAGCGGAUCCUGUUAUUCUGAACACCGAUAUGCGAUAG
Messenger RNA from Heterobilharzia americana, 1107 nucleotides. The record is from the annotation of a GenBank genome assembly. Lineage: Eukaryota; Metazoa; Platyhelminthes; Trematoda; Strigeidida; Schistosomatidae.